Saprolegnia parasitica CBS 223.65 is the source of this 2234-nucleotide messenger RNA. RefSeq lists its product as hypothetical. The annotation marks the transcript as partial. The transcript has 7 exons. The record is from RefSeq and is a predicted model, not a curated record. Gene Ontology annotation, molecular function: phosphate acetyltransferase activity. NCBI's taxonomy places the organism in Eukaryota, Oomycota, Saprolegniomycetes, Saprolegniales, Saprolegniaceae.
CCAUGUUUCGUCUUCGUCGGCCGCUCCAAUCCGCGCCCCGCCGUUGGUACUCGGAGACGCACAAGGUCAACGACCGCGUCGUCGUGCUCUCCAACGACGCGACGUCGCACCAGACACCCGUGCUCCUCGGGCUCAUGAACACACUCGCAAUCAAAUACCACUCGGUGGGCUAUUUCCGCCCGAUUGCGCCGCCGGUGGGAUCGGACCACCACGUCGAACUCUUCAAGUCGGAGCUCAAGCUGCCCGAAACGUACGAACAGCUCGUGGGGCUGCACCACGACGACGUUGUGAACGCGCGCUUGAGCGGCGACCUCGACGUCGUCACCGAUACGAUCGUGGCCAAAUUUGAAGCCCUGCGCGCCAAGCACGACUUUGUCGUGAUCGAAGGCGCGACCUUCGAGUCGGCGCCCGACCUCGCUUGGGACAUCAACGUCGAGCUCGCCAAGACGCUCGGUGCGCCGGUCCUCCUCACCAACGACUUUGGCGACGUGCCCGAGGUGCAGCGCAUUGAAGAUGCGAUUGCGACGCGGGUGCUUCUCGGGAAAGACGCGGUCGACGCGGCGGGCCUCACGUACAUUGGGUCGAUCGCGAAUCGCGUGCGCAGCUCGACGCCGCUCGAGACGCGCCAGCGGGUGCACGAUCUCCUGCGGGAGAAGGGCGCGGCCGACCCGACGAUCUUCCUCGGGGCGCUGCCGCUCGACAGCAUCCUCGCGUCCAAGCGCUUGAACGAGGUCGUCGCGCAGCUGCAGGCGACGCAGCUCUAUGGCCCGGCGUCGCCCAACAGUGUCGUCGUCACCGAAGGUCUCAUUGGCACAAGCGACCUCAAGGAGCUUUUCGGCCAUCUCAAGGCCCACGACGACGGUCUUCUCGUGAUCACGUCGGCGGAUCGCACGGAUGUCGUUCUGGGUCUUUUGGCAAGUCGUGCGUCUGGCGCCCUUCCCAACGUCGCCGGCGUCGUUUUGACCAAUGGCGCGUACCCGCAAGACCACGUCAAGAACAUCCUGGAUGGCAUGGCCAAGAUCGACAAUGCGACGAUCCCGAUCUACACGGUCGAAGGCGACGCGUACAAGACGGCGAACGCGCUGAGCCGCGUCACGUGCGACAUCCUGCCCACGAGCCAAACCAAGAUCCAGCAGUCCAACAUUCUCUUUGACAAAUUCGUGUCGCGGAGUGCGCUCAUGGACACGGUGUGCCAAGCUGUCAAGAGCACGAAGCGGACGCCCAAGCAGUUCAAGCACUUUCUCUUUUCCAAGGCGCGCAAGGUCCAGCAGCACAUUGUGCUCACCGAAGGCGAAGACGACCGCAUUCUCCAGGCCGCCGACGAGGUCCUUCGGCGCGACAUUGCCAAGCUCACGAUCCUCGGCGACGUCGAAUCGAUCGCGGCACGCGCCAAGACGCUCCGACUCGACUUGUCGGCGGCAUCCAUCGUGGACCCGUCCAAGUCUGCCGACCUCGAUCUCCUCGCCGCGCGCUUCUACGAGAAGCGCAAGGUCAAGGGCGUCUCCCUCGAAUUCGCCCGCGAGUCGGCUGCGGAAGCGACGUGCUAUGGUACGCUCAUGGUCGAGAUGGGUCUCGCCGACGGCAUGGUCUCGGGUGCAUGCCACACGACGGCCAACACGGUGCGCCCGGCGCUCCAGCUCAUCAAGACGCGCCCCGACCGCCCGUUGGUCUCGAGCGUCUUUUUCAUGUGCCUCGAAGACGAUGUGGUCGUAUACGGUGACUGCGCGAUCAACACGGACCCGACGGCUGAGGACCUGGCCAACAUCGCGGUACAGAGUGCUGAAUCGGCGAUUGCGUUCGGCAUGGAGCCCCGCGUCGCGCUGCUCUCGUACGCAACCGGCGACUCGAACAAGGGUCCGAUCAUCGACAAGGUGCGGGAAGCCACCAAGCUCGCGCAAAAGAUGGCGCCCGAGAUUCCCAUGUACGGCCCGAUCCAGUACGACGCGGCCAUGAACCCGCUCAUCGCCAAGCAAAAGGUCAAGGGUCUCAAGAAGACCGAGAUGGAGGUCGCGGGCAACGCCAACGUACUCAUCUUCCCGGACCUCAACACGGGCAACAACACGUACAAGGCGGUGCAGCAGUCGACCAACUGCCUCGCGAUGGGUCCGAUGCUGCAGGGCCUCAACAAACCCGUCAACGACCUCAGCCGCGGCGCCACGGUCGGCGACAUUGUCACCACGAUCGCCAUCACGGCGAUCCAGGCCGAUCAGAUGCGCACGGCGGCAUCACUCUAA